Sodiomyces alkalinus F11 is the source of this 1587-nucleotide messenger RNA. RefSeq names its product Pkinase-domain-containing protein. The record is from RefSeq and is a predicted model, not a curated record. The coding region runs from base 1 to 1587 and encodes 528 amino acids. Gene Ontology annotation, biological process: autophagy; peptidyl-serine phosphorylation. The transcript has 2 exons. Gene Ontology annotation, molecular function: ATP binding; protein serine/threonine kinase activity. Gene Ontology annotation, cellular component: cytoplasm. Lineage: Eukaryota; Fungi; Ascomycota; Sordariomycetes; Glomerellales; Plectosphaerellaceae.
AUGCAGCAUGUCCUGGGCUUUGGAUAUCCCACCCCGCCAGCAUCGCCGGUGUACGACGAGAAGAGUUCUCUCCAGCAACCCGUAACAACACCACCUCACUGCCAAACGGGACAUGUGCCGCUAAGACCAGAGGAGCGCCUGGGAAUGUUCCUGGAAGGAAAGCUGCAGCUGACGAGCAUCUUGGGAACUGGAGCCUAUGGUGUGGUCUACACGGCCGUCGACGUCAACACGGGCCUCCGGUACGCCGUCAAGUGCCUCAGCAAGUUCAACCCUGACGGAACCCCCCUCGAUCGCCGGCAAGUCGCCUUCCAGAACCGGGAGAUCCGCCUUCACUACUUCGCCUCAACUCACGAGAACGUCUUGUCGCUGCUCAAGAUCGUCGACGACCCGGACUGCAUCUAUGUCAUCCUGGAGUAUUGCCCCGAGGGAGAUCUCUUCUACAACAUCACCGAGCGUGGCCGCUAUGUGGGCAAGGACGACCUCGCCAGGAGAGUCUUCCUCCAGAUACUGGAUGCCGUAGAACACUGCCACAGCCUUGGGAUCUACCACCGGGACCUAAAGCCGGAAAACAUCUUGGUUACUGACCAGGGCGAGACUGUCAAGCUCGCCGACUUUGGCCUUGCCACUGCCGAUGAUCGAUCCGAGGACUACGGUUGCGGUUCAACCUUUUACAUGAGUCCAGAAUGCUUGGACCAUUCUUCCAGGAAUCCUUUCUAUCUUUGCGCGCCCAACGAUGUUUGGAGCCUUGGAGUCAUCCUGGUCAACCUGACCUGUGGACGCAACCCAUGGAAACAGGCGUCUUUCGACGACUCCACGUACCGGGCCUUUAGCCGGAACCCGGGAUUUCUCAAAACGAUCCUGCCUGUGACGGAUGAGCUCAACGACAUCCUGGGAAGGAUCUUCACGCGCGACCCUGAACAGCGCAUCACGUUGCGGGAACUCCGGACCCGCAUUAUGGGUUGCUCCGGAUUGACCGUCCCGGCGGCGGGCGCCGCACCGCUGCCUACCCCGCCGGUCUCUCCGGCGCCUAGCACCCCCCAAUUCUUCGAAUACGUUCACUGUGAGGAUGCCGUCGUGGAUCAAGACCAUGACGACGCAUGCCUCUCUCCGGCCUCGUCCAGCGAUGACGAUGGCUCUAUCUGUUCACACGACUCUAGCUCGCUCACCUCGAGCGUGUCGACACUUGACGACCUUGACGAGGACUUUCUCCAGGAGCAGCAGCAGCAGCAGCAGCAGAAUGACCAGCGGCAGAUUUCUCCGCCACCGCGCAUGUAUGAGCCGGAGGAACAAACCCCAGCGCCGUUUGGUUACCCAGUCCAGGAAUUUGUGCCCCAACAACCACCACCGCCGCGACAAGGACAAGGACAACAUUACACAGGACCUGUUUCCUCGCGGGAUUCCAUGGUUGUGCAGGUGCCCGCGCCAUUGCCGGUUGCUCCACAUGUUGCUUGUGUUCAACAACCCAAGACCUCCUACUUCCCUUUUUGGUGGGACAUGGUUAAGUGCGUCCAACAACAGGGCCCUGCCAUACAACCGCACAUUCCGUUUCACCACCAGGUCCCUCUGUUUUCUCAAGGUUGCUAUUAG